AUGGCAUGGAAUGAAUUCUGUUUGAUCAUCAUCUUUGGCCUUGCUUACAUAAUGCUACUUGGUGCUAGAAACCAUCUAUCUUCCAAGUUGUCAUUGUCUCCUUUCCUCUGGAAUAUUGGAGGGAAAGGAUUUGAUUUUCAUCCGUAUUGUUCAAAUUUGGAGCUAUCCUAUAUUGCAUUUGUAGAUGAUUUGUUUCUAAUAUCAGCAGUUAUUGAGCAUUCUUUUUGUUUGGUCAGAGACACGAUUGCUGAAUUUGGAAGUUUAUCUGGUUUGAAGCCUAAUCUUCAUAAGAGUAGUGUGUAUGUAGCUGGUGAGAGUGAUGAAGUGCGACAGCAACUGUGCAACACAUUAGAGAUGCCAAAGGGUGAACUACUAGUUAAAUACUUAGGUUUGUCUCCUAUUUCAACAAAACUCAGCUACAAGGACUACCAACCUGUUUCUAUGAAGAUGCAGCAGAGGGUACAAAGUUGGGCAGCAAAAAAGCUUACCUAUGGAGGUCGGUUGCAGCUUAUCUUAUCUAUCCUUAGUGGUAUCUACCUCUGUUGGACUGGUGUUUUUAUACUACCCAAAGCAGUACUUAAAAGGAUUGACAACAUGUUAUCCUCAUUUCUAUGGUCUGGUGAAAUUAAAUCACGUUAUGUAGCAAAAGUAAAGUGGGAAGAUGUCUAUAAACCAAAGAAGAAUGGUGGACUAGGACUGCAGAACAUAGCCAACUGGAAUAAGUGUCUGAUCCUUAAGUUCAUUUGGAAUCUAUGUCAGAAAAAUGAUACUUUAUGGGUUAAAUGGAUACACUUUGUGAUACUGAAAGGACAUAGUCUUAAGGAAGUAAAAAUUCCUGUUGAUUGUUCAUGGUGUUGGAGAAAGUUGUUACAACGUAGGCAUCUUGCUCAGCCAUGGAUUAAAAUUGACAUUGGUAAUGGCAGACAGAAAAGUGAAGUGGCAUUCAGGAAAAGUUUUUGUUCCCAACUAUGCGAGAGGAAUAGAAGGAUUUUACAACAUGUUGCUACAAGUACUGGACAACUUCUUACAGCUAUCACUAAAGUUGUCCAAAUUGUGGUUGUUUCAUGGCCUAAAGCUCCUCGGAUUCAAGAGAAUUAG
Coffea eugenioides is the source of this 1098-nucleotide messenger RNA. RefSeq lists its product as uncharacterized. Lineage: Eukaryota; Viridiplantae; Streptophyta; Magnoliopsida; Gentianales; Rubiaceae. The record is from RefSeq and is a predicted model, not a curated record. Bases 1 to 1098 code for a protein of 365 amino acids. The transcript is spliced from 4 exons.